Messenger RNA from Anopheles cruzii, 1625 nucleotides. RefSeq names its product homeotic protein empty spiracles-like. Bases 1 to 1341 code for a protein of 446 amino acids. The transcript has 3 exons. The record is from RefSeq and is a predicted model, not a curated record. Gene Ontology annotation, biological process: brain development; neuron differentiation; central nervous system development. NCBI's taxonomy places the organism in Eukaryota, Metazoa, Arthropoda, Insecta, Diptera, Culicidae. Gene Ontology annotation, molecular function: DNA-binding transcription factor activity, RNA polymerase II-specific; DNA binding.
AUGAUCGACACGUGCCGCGCGGAGGAGAAAGUGUUCAAAGUUGCCAGCUACAAAAUGCCGACGCUACAGCCGCGGAUCGGGUUCAGCAUCGAUUCGAUCGUCGGCAACACGACACCGAAGUCGCCGCCACCGCACACGCUGACCAAGGCGGAGCAGGUGGCGCAGGGCACCGGUGGCCACCACCAGCAGCAGCAGCAGCACCACCACCAGCUGCCGAGCCGUUCGCCGAGUCCGCCGCAGAGCUACUCGGUGCGGCUGAACCGGCUCCAGAGCCUGUCGCCCCCGCACAACUACAGCAUCACCCGGCUCCCCGAGAGCCCGCAGAGCCUGAGCGAGGGGAGCCACGUGAGUGCCCGCUCGCUGGACGCCCUCCAGUCGCGCCUCUCGCCGGAACUGACCCGCGGCGCCCAUACCGGACCGGCCGCCCCACAAGCCCUGUCCCUAAAGCGACCCCGCAGUCCGUCACCACCGGCCUCACCACCUACGCCCACGAUCACGUCUGGCCACCUGGGCGGACCGCCACCGCCGCCCACCGGACUGGGACCGCAGGGACCGACGGGUCCGAUCGUGGUGCCGGGACUACCGCCGGGACUGGUGCGUCCCUUCCCCGUCAGCCCCUCGCAACCGCACUCGCACCCCGGCUCACACCCGCACUCGCCGGUCGGCGGUGGCGGUGGCGGCGGACCACAGCAAGGACCGCCCGGGCAGCCGCAGCCGGGCGACCUCAAGGGUUUGCCACCGUUCCUGCACACCCCCGAAAUGGUGCAGGCGGCCCACAACCAGCACUUCCUGGCCGCCCAGUUCCAGGCGGCUGCCCUCGCCCACGCCCAGGCCGGUCAACCGUUCCCGCCGCAUCCGGCUGCCGCCCAUCUGCAUAAUCCUGCGAUGCCGCCGCGCGACAGCUACCCGCUCUACCCGUGGCUGCUGAGCCGCCACGGCCGUGGCGUCUUCCCGAUCGGAUUCCCGGGCAACUACCUCAUCCCGUUCCGCAAGUCGAAGCGCGUCCGGACCGCGUUCUCGCCCUCGCAACUGCUCAAGCUGGAGCACGCUUUCGAGAGCAACCACUACGUCGUGGGCGCGGAACGCAAGCAGCUCGCCCAGAACCUGAACCUCUCCGAGACGCAGGUGAAAGUGUGGUUCCAGAACCGGCGCACCAAGCACAAGCGGAUGCAGCAGGAGGAGGGCGGUUCCGGAUCCGGCAAGUCGACCGACGGGGACCACCAGAACCGGUCCGCUUCGAGCCCGACCGGCAGCUGCGAGGAGGACGACGAAGAGGACGAGUUCAUCGACAUGGAGGACUGCCCGAGCGACGAAGAGAACAUGCACCACAAUGCGUGCUGAGUGCCAAACUGCGCCCCUUGCAGAUAUCCCGAAGGACCUCCCCGAACGGUUGCAAUUGUACCAGUGAUUUGAAUACGCGUAUUUAAUCAGGAACCCCGGGUGGGCGAUUAGGAGAAGGACAUUCGCUCAAUCGGAAACCGAAAAUAAGCGAAUAGAACGAUCCCGCGGGUUUUGUACAGUCGAUUGUGUAGAUACACAGUGAAACCACUACCACUACUAGAGGGUCGGACUAGGGCGUUACGACUAGGAUUUAGGGUGUAAAGUAAGUUGAGGGCACACCGAAG